Molecule: messenger RNA, 453 nt
Organism: Papaver somniferum (opium poppy)
Lineage: Eukaryota; Viridiplantae; Streptophyta; Magnoliopsida; Ranunculales; Papaveraceae
Product: 2S albumin-like
Exons: 1
Coding region: 1-453 (150 amino acids)
Molecular function (GO): nutrient reservoir activity
Source: RefSeq, a predicted model, not a curated record
AUGGCAAGGUUCAAUAUCACUACUCCAAUGGCGGUUCUUUUGGCCGCAAUAAUUGCCAUAGCUGCAGUAGAGGCAUCGAUUUACAGAACAACUGUUACCACCACUGAGAUCGAAGAAAACGCUGCGGACAAUCAACAAUCACAAAGGUGUCAGCGACAAAUGCGCGGGAUGCGAAUGAAUAUGUGCCAACAGUACUUACGACAAUCAUCACAAAGAGGUGAUGAUAUUAUGAUGAUCGAGAGCAAUCCAACAAGACAAGGACUACAAGACUGUUGUAGAGAGAUGAGGGGAGUGAAUGAGGAGUGCAGGUGUGAAGCUGUUAGACAAAUGGUGCAACAGAUGCAAGGACAGGCGUACCAGGGACAAAUGAUGCAGAAGGCUAGACAACUUCCUUCUAUGUGCGGAAUGAGGCCUCAGUACUGCGACAUUCGUGGACGAUAUGUCGAGUACUAG